AUGUCUCUCCUUCAAACCCUCACCGUGCUGCUGAUUCAGCUCUACACCUUCACCACAUUCGUCUCCAUCGUCUCCUUCAUGACUUCCAUCUCCACCACUACCUUCGCCAAGGUCCUCAACAUCAUCGACAUCGACAUCGACCUCACCAAGACCACCCCAAAGCUCCGGUCCCGCUUCUUCAAGACCAGCACCUUGUUCCAGGACGCUGGCAAGUCCGUUGCCAUGCCCAUGGCCGUGGUCCCAGAAGAGGGUGUCGAGGAACUGUGA
Pyrenophora tritici-repentis Pt-1C-BFP is the source of this 267-nucleotide messenger RNA. Its product is annotated as Mating-C multi-domain protein. Lineage: Eukaryota; Fungi; Ascomycota; Dothideomycetes; Pleosporales; Pleosporaceae. The record is from RefSeq and is a predicted model, not a curated record.